Molecule: messenger RNA, 1440 nt
Organism: Amphibalanus amphitrite
Lineage: Eukaryota; Metazoa; Arthropoda; Thecostraca; Balanomorpha; Balanidae
Gene: Vha26
Product: V-type proton ATPase subunit E-like
Exons: 6
Coding region: 317-1003 (228 amino acids)
Biological process (GO): proton transmembrane transport
Cellular component (GO): proton-transporting two-sector ATPase complex, catalytic domain
Molecular function (GO): proton-transporting ATPase activity, rotational mechanism
Source: RefSeq, a predicted model, not a curated record
GUUUUCAUUCAUCAAAUCUUUUGAACAACCAUUUAAAAAAUUUUAAAAGAAUUUUUCAGGCAUGUUGAGUGUGAAUGGACAACAUUUAAAUUUUAUUAGCAAAUAUUUUAUGUGGUAGAAUGUUUGGGCAUGCUUCAUUUUGGUCCGUCAGCGUAGAGUCUUUCCAGUGUUGUGAACUGCGGACGUUUGGCGGACGGGUGUUGGUUGCGGAGUUUGAGCGGAUUUAUUGAAAAUUUUGUUAAAACACCUGCCAUAAAUCUCAGUUACUUCCAGAGCCUUUUAUUUUUCAGUCUAUCACACACAAAAAGAGGACAAAAUGGGAAGCAAAGUUGAAGCAGUCGAUGUGAAUAAGCAGAUCAAGCAUAUGAUGGCCUUCAUAGAACAGGAGGCCAAUGAAAAGGUGGAGGAAAUUGAUGCCAAAGCAGAGGAGGAGUUCAACAUUGAGAAGGGCAGGCUUGUUCACCAGCAGCGCAUCAAGAUCCAGGAAUACUAUGACAAGAGGCUCAAACAGGUCAACCUGCAGAAGAAAAUCCAGAACUCGAACCUGCAGAACCAGGCGCGCCUGAAGGUGCUGAAGGCGCGCGAGGACCACGUGUACGGCGUGGUGGAGGAGGCGCGCCGCCGGCUCGGCCAGAUCACCAGCGACCCGCAGCGCUACGGGCCCGUGCUGCAGGCACUCAUCGUCCAGGGACUCUUCCAGCUGCUGGAGCCGGUGGUGACGGUGCGCUGCCGCCAAGCGGACCUCUCCCUAGUCCAGAGCAUCCUGGACAGCGCCGUCCGCCAGUACAAGGAGGCCACCAAGGGCAUGAACGUCCAGAUCAAGAUCGACGACACCUACCUGCCGGCCAACGUGUGCGGCGGUGUCGAGAUGCACACCAAGGGUAACCGGAUCAAAAUCGUCAACACGCUCGAGUCGCGACUGGACCUGCUGGCCGGCCAGAUGCUGCCCGAGAUCAGGACGUCGCUCUUCGGCCGCAACAUGAACCGCAAGUUCGACGACUAGACGCUGACUGAGUGGCAGAGAGUGAGGAGAGUGCCGGAGGACGCCUGCUGGCCACGAGUCGCGCAAACACCGAUGUUCCCGUUCAGCGGCGUACUCGAGGGCCGUUUUAUCACCCCGGCCUCCACGCGGCGCCCACUCUGGGCCAGUGGCGCCCUCUGCUCGGCGCUCGGAGCACCUGGGCGCGUGACUGUGCGUGUGUCUGACUGUGUAUGUGUUCGUCUGGCAGUUUAGAGCGUUGUGACGGCGCCGCGGACCGAGCGAUCGCCGUGCCCUCGAGAUCAUUCCAAGCCGAUGAUGAUGUGUUGAUUGUCAGGGGAGCGGCGCGCUAGAGUAUGCACGAGAAUGCCAUAGAGUCGCGCCGCGAGCGGUGAAGCAAUCCAAUAUAUAUGUAUAAAUAAUGUGUGUGUAUACUAGGCAGAAUAUACAACGUAUCCGAA